AAUACAGGCAACUAGAAGUAGAAGUAUUUCUAACUACAUUUUAUAUUGUGAAGGGGCGUUGGUAUCUUGUUUAUAUAAAGUCUUAAAUAUUACGGAACCAUGGCUGACCCAUGGGUAAUUCAGGCACAUGAACAUGCCAAGUUCGCAGAGCACUUCCGUAACCUUGGACCCAUCAAUGGCACCUUGACAGGAGAACAGGCCAAAAGAUUCAUGUUACAGUCUCAACUUCCACCCCCGGUGCUCGGUCAAAUCUGGUCACUCGCAGAUACAAAUGCUGAUGGAAAAUUGGAUCUAAAGGAAUUUUCCAUUGCUUGCAAGAUAAUAAAUUUAAAAUUACAUGGAAUCGAAAUACCGAAGGUACUGCCCCCAUCGCUGCUUGCAUCGUUAAGCCCCACUGGUUCAAAACAACAAUUCCCCCCACCGAAACCCCCAAUUCCACCAAUGCCAAAUCUUUCCCAACCUCUAAUAAGCGGUUUACCCCCACAGUCUAAUCAAUCUCUACUGGGUGACUUUAACCAACCACCGAUCCCAUCGAAGCCUACUGCUGUACCUGAUCUUAUAUCUGGGGUUAAACCCCCCGUACCAUCACAACCAAUGAUGUCUAAUAGCCAGUCAUUGAUUAAUCAACCCUUGGUUUCAACUCAACCUUUAGUUAAUACUCAACCGUUGAUGGGUGGCACUCAAACUCUAAUGGGCGCAACUCAACCAUUGGUGGCUCCAACUCAAUCAUUAAGUGGUUCAACUCAACCGUUGAUUGGAGGAACUCAACCAUUAGUACCAGGAGCGCCUAUGACUGGUUCUACUCAACCGAUGAAUCAAUUAAUUAACACAUCUCAACCUCAAUUAAAUUCAAGCCAACCUUUGAUGUCUCAAUCGUUGAUAUCUAAUCAAUCAUUGAUAAAUACAAUGCCAUCUCAACCUCCGAUCAUGAAUACGUCAGCACAACCGUUGAAUCAAAGCCAACCAUUAGUUGGCUUGGGUCAAAAUCCACCACUCGUUGGACCAACCCCAUUAGUGCCCAGCUCCCAACCACAAAUACCCAGUGGCACAACAGUUGCUUCCAUGAGUAGUCCGCCAAUGCCGGCUGUGACAAGUGCAGCGGGUUCGAUGUCCGGCCAACCGGUAACGUCGACCCCGAUCACGGCUGUCAAGAGUGAUUCGUUCUCAAAACCAGGGUCUCUAGCCACCAGUCCCACUGAAGUCCCGAUGGGAGUGGUUACCCCACCGCCAGCAGCUGAGUGGAGUAUACCACAGCCUCAAAAACUCAAAUACACUCAACUGUUCAACGCAACGGAUCGUGCGAAAACCGGUUCCGUGUCCGGUGCCCAAGCACGGUCCAUCAUGCUGCAGUCGAGACUGCCCCAGCAGACAUUGGCUCAAAUAUGGGCUCUCGCUGACUUGGACUCGGACGGAAAAUUGGGAUGCGAAGAGUUUGUGCUCGCGAUGUACUUGUGUGAACGCGCCACACAAGGCGAGCAACCACCGGCCAAGCUGCCGCCAGACUUGAUCCCCCCCACUUUUAGGCGUGAUUCCGUAUCCAGCUUAAGCAGUGUGAAGUCUUACGAGGAGAGACGAAAGGAAAACUUAGCUAGAGGUCAAGCGGAGCUGGAGAGGAGACGGUCGCAGCUCGCUGACAUACAAAUGAAAGAGAAGGCGGAGCGGGAACGCAAAGAGAGGGAAGAAGCGGAGAAGAAAGAGAAGUUGCGUCUCGAAGCGCAGAAGAAGGAACAGGAAGAGAUGCUUCGGAAGCAGAAGGAAGAGCAGGAAAAACGCGAAGCCGCCAGGAAAGAAAUGGAGCGACAGUGUCAAUUGGAGUGGGAGAAGAAACGAACAAGGGAGUUAGAGACACUCAGGACUGAGGAGCAGAGCAAGGUCUUAUCAUUGAAGGCUCGUUCACAAGCUAUCACCGCAGAACUGAACUCCGUCACUCUGAGAGCUGGUAAUCUGGCGAAGGACAUCCGGGAUACGAGGACAGCUGUAGCGGCAGCCAAGUGUACCAUUGAUUCCAUGAGGUCCGACAGAGACGCCAGCAUGGCCGAGAUGCAGCAGCUCAAGUCGAAAGUGAAAGAACUUAACGCCAAACAAAUAUCGUUGAAUAAAGAAAAAGCCGAACUCGAUAGCAAAACGAAGGCAUCCGAUGGGGGAAGUGAGGACGGGAAGCUCAAUAUGAUGGAAGUCACCCUCAAACAGCUACGUGAUAAGGUCGAUGCAGCUAAAGCGAUCGUCGAAAGCAAGAAAGCGGACUUGGAGAGCAACAAUACCCAGCUCUCCGAGCUCACCGCGACGGUGACCCAGCUGAGCGAGAAGUGUGAGACGGUCUGGAAGCUGUACGAGCAGAAGCGAGACGAGUACGUCCAGAACCGGAACACCGCGCCCGCAGACACGGCCUGGGGAACUGAUGCAGACUGGGGUACGUCGAACGAAGCUUGGGGCGAGCCGACGCCCGCUGAAAGCGCGUGGGGAGACGCACCCACUACUAAUGCCGUCGAAGAGGUACCACCUACCACGUCCACGACUGCGCCUAAAUGGCGUUGCGUGUACGAGUUCAACGCGCGAACGGCGGACGAGCUCAGCUUACAGCCUGGGGACUUGGUAAGCGAGGCGACGGCUCCGAGGGGUGAUGCUGAGCCGGGCUGGCGGUGGGGGAUGGCGAGAGGCCAAUCCGGCUGGUUCCCAGAGUCGUACGUCGAAGAUAUAAACGCGGUACAAAUGUACGCGGAGGCGAUUGAACCGAUAGAGACGAAAACGCAACUCGAAGGUAUAGCUGAGGUACCGGAAGCGGAAAUAACAAACGACUUGGGUGGAGCCAUGCCGCCUGUUGAGGGGGGGGACUUCUACAUCGCGGCGUACCCGUACAACUCGUCGGAGCCCGGCGACCUGGUGUUCGAGGCCGGCGAGCGCAUCGAGGUGGUGCGGCGGGACGGCGACUGGUGGACGGGACGCGUCGGGCCGCGAACUGGUAUAUUCCCGUCGAACUACGUCACCAAGGACGCGACGACCAGCGCCGAGCCCAUGUCGAGCAUACCGGAGGCCCGCGAGCCGCCAGCGGAGCCCCAGGAGGUCGCGCCGCCGCCGCAGCCCGAGCCCAUGCAAGUCGUUGAGGAGCAGAAGUCGUCGACGCCGAUAUCGUCGGAGGUGGCCUCCAUCACGGAGACGGCCCGGCCGCCGUCCGCCGCCCGCCGGGACUCCGGCCGCGACUCCGCCACCGCGCGCCGCAAGCACGAGGUCGCGCAGGCGCUCGCCAACUACACCGCCACCAGCUCUGAACAGCUAUCUCUGAUGAAAGGCCAGCUCCUCAUCGUGCGGAAGAAGGCCGACAGCGGCUGGUGGGAGGGUGAACUGCAGGCCAAAGGCCGGAACAGACAGAGCGGGUGGUUCCCGGCUAGCUAUGUAAAGGUGCUACAGUCCUCUGGCAGAACUUCAGGAAGAACGACCCCAGUUAUGUCCAAGAUGGACACGGUACCAACGGAAACUGUCAUUGAUAAGGUCAUAGCUCUGUAUUCUUAUACAGCACAAAACGCUGAUGAGCUUAGCUUUGAAAAAGACGAUAUAAUCGCCGUCACCGAUCGCUCGCAGGAUCCGGCCUGGUGGCAAGGUGAGCUCCGCGGGAUGACAGGACUGUUUCCGAGUAACUACGUCACGAAACUAGUUAACUAAAAACUAUUUAUUAAUAUUAUAUAAUGUUUCUUAUAGGCAAGCGUGCUACAUCUUACACCGUGUCGAUGCUUAACAUCAGGCAAGUCAACGGUCAAACGCUGGCCUAUUAAUAGUAAAAAAAAAAUGUAGAUUUCUCUUAUAUAAAAAACUCUACGUAUAAAACAAAUAUAAUCGAAGUUAUAAAUGUUUAACAAAUCCAAAGUUGUAAUCAAAUAUUACAUUUAAUAUAAUAAUUUUUCCUUACUUAUUCGUAUGACCAUAUACUAUGUUAGAAUGCUUAUCAGUACAUAUUAUAAAAAAACUGUGCUGCGUUUGUCUGUCUGAACGCCUAGUAACAGCCUGUUAAUGUCCCACUGCUGGGCUAAGGCCUCCUCUCCCUUUUAAGGAGAAGGUUUGGAGCUUAUUCCACCACGCUGCUCCAAUGCGGGUUGGUAGAAUACACAUGGGGCAGAAUUUCAAUGAAAUCAGACACAUGCAGAUUUCCUUCAUCGUCAAGCACGAGAUGAAUUAUAAACACAAACUAAGAAAGUGAAAAUUCAGCGGUGCUUGCCCGGGUUUGAACCCACGAUCAUCGGUUAAGAUUCACGCGUUCUAACCACUGGGACAUCUCGGCUUCUGUCUGAACGCGAUAAAUUGGACGGAAUAAAAAAAGACUUGAAAUGUGUGUAAUAUCGAUAAAAAUGAGAAGGAAGCUCGGAGCUAUACUAAAUCAAACGCUAAAUUAAAAAAUAAUUCUGUAACAGAAAAGCUAUACGCGAACACGCUUAAACAAAAUAUAAAUAUUAAUUGAGAAUUUCCAUUUUAGUUGAUUGGUAUCAGAUUUUUUUUUAAUAUUUAUGCUCUAAAGAAGACAUUGUACAUACGACCUUUUAAAACAGAUCAGUGUCUAUGAAAUCAAAAUGUGUUUCAAAGUAGUCCGACAAUAGACUAUUAAUAUUUAAUAACAUUUUUUAUAAUAUUGAUAUUUAUUUCUUACCAGUUUUCGCAUCUUGAUUUGCCCGCGUGUUAGGGGAAGGGGGUUAGGUAUUUCGUAAAAAAAAGUAGCCUAUCUCCUUCCUUGAGGUUCAAGAUUGCUUCAUACGGAAUUUCAUCAAAAUCGGAUCAGUGUUUUAGCCGUGAAAGCGUGACACACAGACAAUAUUACUUUCGCAUUUAUAAUAUUAGUAUAAAUUGUUGAUCUUUCUUUUAAAUAGUAUUUAAAUUGAAAAAAAAACUUAUUUAAAAGAAUAAAUAAUUAAAAAAAAACAAUUCAAAAGACGUUAAUAAGUCACUGUUUUUUUCUAUAUCGUGUCAUUUAAAUUGUAUUAAAAUAUUAUUAUUAUUUUUAUUGGUAAAAAUGUUACAAUAUCAAUGUUUGUAGUGUUGAAGGAAUUAUCUGCGUAAUGUUAUAGUAAUUUUAGACUGUAGUUACUUUAGAAAUAAAUGUUAUCAAA
Messenger RNA from Nymphalis io (European peacock), 5090 nucleotides. It is a transcript of the gene Dap160, whose product is annotated as intersectin-1. Lineage: Eukaryota; Metazoa; Arthropoda; Insecta; Lepidoptera; Nymphalidae. The record is from RefSeq and is a predicted model, not a curated record. Gene Ontology annotation, biological process: endosomal transport; clathrin-dependent synaptic vesicle endocytosis. Gene Ontology annotation, molecular function: protein binding; molecular adaptor activity; calcium ion binding. Bases 100 to 3657 code for a protein of 1185 amino acids. The transcript has 27 exons. Gene Ontology annotation, cellular component: plasma membrane; presynaptic membrane; clathrin-coated pit.